AUUGGUAACCUCUUGACAACAUCGGCCUAUUGUCGUCUAUGGCAAGUCCUACAAACAAACUCAACAUGCUGUCGCCCGUGGCGGCUGGCAUCUCCCCUCAGCCUAAGGGUUUUGAACCCAUGAAGACCCCCACACAGGACAUCGAAGGCGGUGCCCUUCGUGCCGGUGGUGCCAUCAACGUCUGGAGCCGCGAGUACAUCGGUAUCAUAGUGCAGUACGCUGCAGUGGGUAUGAUCUACGGUACACUACCUGGAACCGUCUACCCGUUCCUGUUCAACUACCUCAAUAUGGAAAGCACCCAAGUGGUGUCGGCCACCGUGCUGCUCAACCUUCCGUGGUCAUUCAAGCUCUUCUACGGUAUCAUUACGGACUGUGUACCGAUCAUGGGUUACCGUCGUCGUCCGUUCAUGAUCAUCGGGUGGACGCUGUGCUUUAUCAUGCUACUAGUCAUGGCGUGCAUGAAGGCCGGAGAUCCGUACUACCCGGAGUAUGCAUAUGCUUCGAUGAACGUCACCACUUUGUCGCCCGAUAUCAUCGCCUCUUUCAACACGGACGCGCCCUCCACUGGCAGCAAGUUCAUCGUUCUCAUGAUGCUUGCUGCUAUCGGCUACGUUGGUGCUGACGUUGCUGCUGAUGCCAUGAUGGUUGAAGUUGCCCAACGGGAGCCCGAAGCUACACGCGGUUACACCCAGACUACGAUCUACAUGGUCCGCACGGUGUUUGUGACUAUCUCCAGCAUCUUGACUGGUUUUGCGUUCAAUGGUACCCACUACGGCGGCGACUUUGACUUCUCAUUGAGCUUCCCUCAGCUCAUGAUUAUCCUGACUGUCGUCUGUCUACCCGUCAUGCCACUUACAUGGUUUUUCAUCAAAGAGGAGAAGCAUGAGGGUAUGGUGUUCAGCACCUACUUGAAGGAGCUUUGGACUCUCAUCCAGACACGUCCGAUGUACCAGGUCAUUGCGUACAAGUUUUUCUCCGGUAUUUUUGAGAAUUUCACAAUCACUUCGUCUUCGGCUAUGCAAGCCUACUGGGCCGGCGUGACGCCUUUGAACGAGAAAAUUCUCGCCAUUAUUGGCCACGGCAUUUUCGCUGUGACUCUCUACUGCACGGGUAAGUAUGGUCUCCACUGGAACUGGCGGUGGAUGCACGCCACGAUGAUCAUUGCCGUGACUGUGCUGGACUCUCUUGUGACGCUUCUCACGACGUGGAAUGUCAUUCGUAACCAGUGGUUCUGGCUGGGUGUUCCUGUCGUGGAAAACCUCCCGAGCGGCAUGGCUUUUGUCAUUGGCACGUACGUGAUUGUGGAGCUAGCGGAGGAUGGCAACGAGGGCGCCGUGUACGGUCUGGUUGGGUCGGUCUCCAACCUUGCUAUUCCGUUCGCCAGCACCAUCACGAAGAAUGUGGACAGUGCAUUCGAUGUGGCCAACGCCGAUAUCGCCAGUGACACCACUCACGUGCGUUGGGAGGUGACCUACAUUCUAAUCAUUCGCUAUGCCAUGAAUCUGGCUGGUCUGCUCUUCCUGCCUCUGCUGCCCAAGCAGAAGGCUGAGACCAACGAGCUCAAGCGCAACGGAGGCUCCAGCCGCAUCCUGGGCUUGGUGACGGUCGUCUAUUUCACCUUCGCUCUUGUGUACUCCACCAUGGUCAACAUCAUGUCCAUCUUCCCGUCGACCUCGUGUCUACGUAUCGCCGGAGGAACCGGCUGCUAAAAUGCCAAAAGUAUACCCGUUAAAAGUCAUAAAAGCAACUUCAAUGUCACUCAAAAUGUCACUGUAUCGAGGCAAAAUAUGAGUGAUGGUCUCUCC
Phytophthora nicotianae INRA-310 is the source of this 1805-nucleotide messenger RNA. RefSeq lists its product as hypothetical. The transcript has a single exon. The coding region runs from base 39 to 1709 and encodes 556 amino acids. The record is from RefSeq and is a predicted model, not a curated record. NCBI's taxonomy places the organism in Eukaryota, Oomycota, Peronosporomycetes, Peronosporales, Peronosporaceae.